Acanthocheilonema viteae is the source of this 570-nucleotide messenger RNA. The record is from the annotation of a GenBank genome assembly. Lineage: Eukaryota; Metazoa; Nematoda; Chromadorea; Rhabditida; Onchocercidae.
AUGGUACGAGCAGGUGUAAAAUGUCCGAAACCAAUCCGUCUUAGAAAACAUAUCAUGAUCAUGACAUUCAUUGGCUCCAAUGGUUUUGCAGCUCGCAAAUUGAAGGACACCGAAUGGAAUGAUCAGGAAACUAUUUAUGAUACAUUUUUGCAAGUGAAAACGGCGAUGAUCAAAAUGUUUACUGAUUGCAACCUCGUACACGGUGAUCUCAGCGAGUUUAAUAUCCUUUAUCAUGAAAAUGAUGUUUACAUUAUUGAUGUCUCACAGGCGAUGGAUAUCUCACAUCCCCGAGCAUUGUAUUUCUUAUUGCGUGAUGUCGACAAUGUUUUAGAAUUUUUCGCAAAAUUGGGUACCAAGAACUUACCAUCAGCAACUGAGCUGUUUAACGAAAUUACUGGUCUGAAUAUGGAUCCAGAGAAAAAUCUCGCAGUGCAGGUUGAAAAUUUUGAGAAGGACAAUCGCAAUGUUCAGUUACGCUGCGACAAAGCAAAUCCGGCUGACAUGGAGCUGCGUAUGUACAAUACUGAAGUUGCUGAAACACAAAAUGACCCAGCAGAAUUAUACAACUAA